CAAAAAAAAAUAAAAAAUGCUGACUUUCUCCACUGAAAGUGAGCAUUGUGGUGUCACCGGCGGUUACAGGUGGCCAUGUUGGGCUCGGGUCCGCAGCACGCAGCUUUACGGGCAGGUGUGUCUACCUGUCGCUCCCUCGGGAACUACUUCCUCGGGCUCGGCCGCCGCAGCUGACUGACAAGAGACGCCGGUGAUUGAGAUACGACGGAAAAGGACCACAAGAUAGUUCCCCUCCCCUCACGACUCCCCUUCCCCUGCCUUUGUUCCGGAACGCGAGCCCGCAUCGAGAUUCUUUUUCCUUCCCCCCCCAGACGGAGGGAAGUGCUUCCUGAUAAUAAAGAGGUGCGUCUUAUUUCCACUCCAGUGAUUGACUGCGCACGGCUUUCACCGCCGGAGCCGGGGGCAUUGACGCAUUGUGGAGUCGACAGGGGGGAGGGAGGGUGGGUGUGUGUGUGUGUAUGUGUGUGUGUAUAGCACUGCAAACCCCGGCUUCGCAGCACAACGGAGGCAUCUUUCGGCGGAACCGCGAUGGCCGUGGUGCAGCUCGACACGGAGGACCGCCGCCAACCGGAGAACGGCUUCGUGUCCCCCGACGCCGCGUCGCAGGAGCUGCUGACGCGCAUCGACGGCUCCGUGCUGCCGUUUCUCGGGGGCUUUGGGAAGUACCAGAAACAGCUGAUCGUGCUGACAUGGAUCCCGGCGUUGUUUAUCGGCUUCAGCCAGUACUCGAACAAUUUCCUCCUGGCCCAGCCGAACAACACAUGCAUCCAGCCGCUGGCGAACCUGACUAACCGCACCGCGAGCCAUUCGUCGCUGUCGGACGGUCCGAGAAACGUGAGCGCGCGGCCGGCUUUCCUCUAUGACAACGGGAGUUCCUAUGACACGGACCACGCGCAGUGUGGCUGCAGCGAGUGGACGUUCGAGAUGCACACGGGACUUGCACAGAACGUGGUCACCAAGUGGAGUCUGGUGUGUGACUCUGCAUGGAAAGUCCACAUCGCCAAGUUUUCUCUCCUGGUGGGGUCCAUCUUUGGAUACCUGACGUUUGGAAUCCUUGCUGACUGGUUCGGCCGCCACCCGGUGCUGAUAAUAUCGGUGCUUUUCAUGCUGGUGUUCGGUCUGUCCGUGGCCUUCUCCGUCAACGUCCCCAUGUUCAGCACCCUGCGCUUCUUCGAGGGCUUCUGCCUGGCGGGACUCACACUCUCCCUCUACGUCCUCAGGAUUGAGCUGUGUCUGCCGGGGUGGCGCUUUUCCAUGACCAUGGUGGCCAGUUUUGUGGGGCUGGGCGGUCAGCUGCUGAUGCCCGUGGUGGCAUACCUCUGUCGCGACUGGCAGGUUCUCCAAGCCGUCAUCAUCUGCCCCUUGCUGCUGAUGCUCUCCUACAUCUGGAUCUUCCCUGAGUCACUGCGUUGGCUGCUGGCCACUCAGCAGUACUGCCGCUCCAAAUGGAUCAUGGGACACAUAGCAACGAAGAAUCAAGUGAACAUGGAGCUCGACACCGAAAAUAUCCUCACAGAACUGCAGGGAGCUCUUCAAAAGAAACCCAAGAAGACGUGCAUCGUGAAAAUGGUCGGGACGAGAAACCUGUGGAAGAACAUCGUUGUGCUCUGCGUCAACUCGCUGACCGGCUAUGGGAUCCACCACUGCUUUGCUCGCAGCAUGAUGGACCCCGAAGCUCAGGAGACGACCAUGUUCCACAACUUCUAUGCGGAUUAUUACACCAUGGCGGGCAUCGCGGUGGCGUCCUGCAUGGCGCUCUGCCCGGCGGUGGGCCUGAUGGGCCGCAGGGGAGGCCUCCUCAUGUUUAUGAUCAUCACCGCCCUGGCGUCUCUGCUGCAGCUGGGCCUGCUCAACUUGCUGGGGAAGUACAGUGUCCAUCUGAAUAUAGAAGACUCGGGUACGCUGAAUAAGAACUUCUCCGUCGCCUUCUCCAUCAUCGGCAUGUUCUCCUCCCACGCGGUCAGCAACCUGAGCAUCUUCUUCUGCGCCGAGAUCACGCCCACUGUGAUCAGGGGUGGCGGGCUGGGUCUGGUCCUGGCGAGCGCCGGUUUCGGCAUGCUGACCGCGCCCAUCAUGGAGCUGCACAAUCAGAAGGGUUAUUUCCUCCACCACAUCAUCUUUGCCUGCUGCACCCUCAUCUGCAUCAUCUGCAUUCUCCUGCUGCCCGAGACGCGCUACCAGCCCCUCCCCGAGACCCUCGCCGACGGCGAGAGCUACACCCGUCAGCCGCUCCUCCCGCCGAGGAAACCCGGGGAGCAGCGACACCUCUUGCCUCAAUCCGAGAGCAGCAGGGACUACACCAGGGUGCACGACACGCCGCUCCACGAAGCGGCCGCCACCGCGGUGUCCACCAUGGACUCCACCGCCUCGUCGGCGGUGGAUUUGACGGCUCAGUCUGUCGGGGAUCUGUCCGCCCCCACGUUCAUGGAGGUGCACCCCGGCAAGCCUCCGCCAAAAGACCCCAACGGCCACUCGGUUCCCUCUUAUCCCACGACCCCCGUCACAGCCCUGGGCAAAGGUGGCGUCGUCCAUGCCAGUAAAGAGCACCUGCUGUCUUCGACUCCUCUGCACAAACUCCCGUGCGUCACCGACCCACUUUUACCCGAUGACGAAGAACCUCCGGCGAUACUCCGGCAGUCUGCCGAGCCGCCGCCGGAGUCUGCCGUCAUCGAGAUGAAUGACCUUUGCCUUUCCGCUGCAACAGAGUCGGCCGCUCCCCCUUCCCCCUCACGAGGCCGCUUCACUCCCCCCGUCCCUCAAACUGCGCCUGCCUCCUUAUUGAUCUGCACCACGCCCGUCAUCGAACCCCCGCCGAGCUCCACGUUAGAAUCCCCCGACCUGGAGGGUAAUGACAUCGACGAUAUUGGCCUGAAAUUCGACCCCCCUUUGCUAGAGGUCACAAAUGCCCCUUUAGCGGACUCCCCUACUCCAUCUAUGCAUGACAGCCUCCCUCCGUCCCCGAGCCCUUCUCCUGUGCACAUGACUGAGAACAUUUCCACUGACCCGCCCCCCUCCGUUAGUGUACCCUUGGACAAUCCCACCCAGUUAGAAAUCGUAGAGGAGUCUACAUGUACCCCUUCCACUAGAGACUCCCCCAUACCUCCCGUCAUAGAACCUCAACCUCCACAGAUGGACCCUACCUCUCCCUGCGUUAAUGAUAAAGCUCCAUGUCUCCCUGCUCCCCCGAGCCCAGUCACCGUGUCCCCUUCACCCACUCCUCCUCCUCCCCCACCAUCACCACCAGUUGACUCGGGCCACGCGUCCUCAGCGGCCUCUUCCACUCCCCCCCCAGUCGUAGAUGAUGUCGACCUAGCCGCGCCAAUUCCCGGCACGGACACUGUGCACACCUCCGCUCCAGAAUCCACCGCUCUGACUGUUCCGCCCACGCAGGAUUCAGCGGCAGCUCCGUCCCUCGCCGUAGAUCCAGCACCGACUCCCUCCCCUCUAAUGGACUGCACCGUCUCCUCCCCAAUAGACUCCGGUGUCCUGCUCGUCAGGGACGGCGCCGACACAAAGAGCAACACUGCCAAUGGCGCGGCGUCGUUAUGAUCCACAGUCGCAGCCGGGAGAAGGAGGAGCGGCGGCGGCACGAGGAAAGUAGCCCACGCCACGCCAAUCACCGAGAAGGGGGCCGAGGAAAGGGGGGGGGGGCACAAACGGUCCACUGCACUUCCUGAAGGUUGUCCCCCCACCUGGAGUUGACUUAGUCAUGUCUUACAGAGAUACCGUAUGUUUCUCAGUGUCGUCGCCCCCCCCCCCACCCCCCCUUCCUGUAUUUAGCCAAUAAAUGAGACCACGCAAGUGAGAGAGUGCCAGAGGCUGUUUUGUGACAGAGUGGCCGUAUCCUCUGCUCUUUUUGAAUGUCACUGGAAAUCACCAGCCUUCAAACUACUUUAAUGUAAAUGAACGUGAAAUCACUGUCUGUCAUUUCCAAGAGUCUCACAACAAUCACUAAGAGGACUGGUGAGACAUACAAUGAUGCUCAAAAACAAACGAAACAACAAAAUCACUGGUACUUUUUGCUCAAAUGAAAUGUCCGUCUAACAUAUUUGUAUAAAAAUAUUGCCUUACUUGUAUGGACAAAAAAAAAAAAAAAAAAAUCUGAAUGUUGCAACAUAUUCUUUUUGCAGUUACACAGGUAACAUUGAAAUUUGAGGGAUUUUUCUGAAUACAACGCCAAAAAAACUACUCUGACCAAAAUUAAAUGUAGACAUAGUGCCAAAAAAGUAGUAUAAAUACAGUAUUUGCCUGCAUGGGGAAAUACUUGUUCAGUGCAGUCCCCUGCCAUAGACUGUUUGUGGAUUUCAGUGAAUCAGAUGAACCCUUUUUUUCAAAGUUCAGAAAUAUAAAAGAAGUAAAUUGUUUAUCAAAUUAAUAAAAAAGACUGAAAGCUAUAUCAUCUUUUGAUGAAUUGGAAUCGAGAGAGAGGAUGGAGAUUGCGAAAUAGCUCUCAUCAACACGUCGUUCAUUGUAUGAACAGCGAUAUUGGAGAAAAGAAUGACCCAUAUUUUGUCGGCCUGAAGAAACUUUUUUAUUUUUCCAAUCGUGAUGGAAUUUAGGGGAUGCAAAUGCUUUUAUCUGUAACUGUGAUAUUGUAAGUAAAUGAGCUUGAUUCAGUCAUUUUCUUUUUAUUCAAAGUAUUAUUUUUGAAUAAUCUCUCAUGGCGUGCCCUUAUUGUACAAAGCUAUACUACACUCCGACAGUAUUUGUGGUACCUUAUUGUGGUGCCGCUAUAUUCUUUACAGUUGGGACUAAAGCAUGAAAAUAAUUGUGAGCGUGUCAGUAAAACGAACCUUAAAAGCAAAGCUUAAAAAGAGGACACAAAAGCUAUUUUUGAAAUUAAGCCGUCGGAUGACAAAAUGUUUGAUAUGACUGCCAACUGUCACACAGCGUCGCUAACUUUCAGUGUUUUCUAAAUCAUGUUCUGUCAUUUACAUAGUGUAUGUAUGUCAAUGUGUUCAUAUAUUCACAUGCACAAGUAAGUUUAAACUUAAAAAAGCAACAACAAAAAAAAAAAGCUAAAUGAUUUCAUGCAGGUCAAGACUUUAUUUAUAGGUAGAUGAACCGAAUCAUCUUAAAAUGACAUAACAUUUUACUUGACUUGUGUGUAACUUGACAGUUGUCGCUCCACACUUCAUGCUUUUGAGGUUGUAAUAUUUGUCAGAAAAAUGAUGUAUGAUUACGGAUAGAUCACUGUUUACAACAACAAUAACAAUAAUGACAAUAAUGAUGAAGAUAAAUAAUAAUAACUACACGUUACUGUAAAACUCAAGACACAACUGAAUGAUGUCUUGUCAUUUCAAAUGUGAUGGAACACUCGAGAACAUUUAUUCAGAGAGUAUUCGUGUCCGAUUUAAGGUCCUUUACUCACCAAUAUCUUCUUUUCUUUCAUCUAUGUGCACUGACAAAGGGGCUACAUAUGUUUAGGGAUCUGAAUGAUGGCGAAACAUGCUUGUGUUGCUUUCUUUUAUUUUUUAAAUAUGAUUUAUUGGUCUUUUCAUAGAUCGUCAAGUCAACAAACUUCCAUUUGGUGAAAGAUUCAUAUGAACAUUUACAUCCUAACAUGCCAUGCUGCUAAGCCUCAAAGCACAAUGCCCUGCAAUCAUGUGAUGUCAAAUUUAGCGGAGCUUGUCAGUAAAAAAAAAAAGGGAAACGGAGUGGGAUUUUCAAUACAUAAAUUACAAAUAACACAUUUACUUUUGCAAUAGCCCCACAUGUAAUCUACUUUGUGGAAGAGGGUGUUCACCCUGGUUUUUAUAAUGAGUUCUUGGCAUCUGCAGUAAAAAGUGGGUUGACUGCAGUGGUCAGUAUAGCUACACAUUACUCCAAGUCCUCGUCGUCUGUGGUUGGUCUCUCGGUCUCAGUGUGUGUGUGUGUGUGUGUGUGUGUGUGUAUUGCAUAAAUUAAUCUGUGUAUUGCCAAUACCCCAUGCAACACCAGUCUAAAGAUAUCGACACAGCACAGACCAGUGUCUCCACCCAGAUCAGUCGCUUCCAUUUCCACGACUCCCAUGCAGCUAUUUCAUGGUGCUGGUGGGAGCGUUUUUAUUCAAAUAAAGGUGUAAAAAAAAAAAAGCCACUUUAGCACCAGCGAUAUGGUGGUCUAGGAUCGUCACUGGCAGAAAAGCAAAAAAGAAUAGAAGAAUGGGUUAUGCCUUUGUAAAUAGUAAACGUGUGGAAAAGCCCGGCGUGGCUAAGAUGAAGGAUCAUAGAUGGUAACGUGGACUGAUGAAUAAUUUUGAACUUUAGAUAAAACUCUCAGAGACAUGAAGUCCCCAGUGUACACAGUUCAGGUUGUGCUUCUCUCGACCGUGCGACUCCGAAUCUCCUGAUAGGAGAUUUGAAUGAAUGUAAAAACCAUGGAUUGUACCAUUUCUAAUUUCUGAUUGUUUGUUUUGUUUUGUUUUAACAGACAUAAAUGCACUUGUAUAUAAGCCAUACCUGUUGUUAAAAUAAACCACUAUUUAUUGAUCA
Cyclopterus lumpus (lumpfish) is the source of this 6473-nucleotide messenger RNA. Its product is annotated as solute carrier family 22 member 23-like. The record is from RefSeq and is a predicted model, not a curated record. Bases 529 to 3549 code for a protein of 1006 amino acids. The transcript has 11 exons. Gene Ontology annotation, cellular component: membrane. Gene Ontology annotation, biological process: transmembrane transport. Gene Ontology annotation, molecular function: transmembrane transporter activity. NCBI's taxonomy places the organism in Eukaryota, Metazoa, Chordata, Actinopteri, Perciformes, Cyclopteridae.